AUGGCACUGUCGUCCUCGCAGAGCUCCUGGGGACUCAAGGGCCACUCUGGAGCUGCAGUGCAGAACAAUGACAUUGAGGCGUUGAAGCAGGCGUGGUUGAAUGAGAAGUUCUCGCCGCAUGUGCUCAUCUUUGAAGACGCGCUGGUGGCAAGAGUCAGCGAGGACGUCAAGGAGCAGGAGGAUGUGGUGGCCGGGGAACUGGAUGACGGGGCUACCUUUAUGACCCGACUCAAGCAACUGGAGCUCGAGAGGGUCAAGUACUUGCUGAGAAGCUAUUAUCGAACGAGGUUGAGGAAGAUCGAGAAGUUCUGCAUGUACAUCCUCAAGAAUCCCGUCGUCCGCACAAGGCUCUCGCCGGCAGAGCUGGAGUACACUCAGAGAUACGUCGAUCUCAUGGCGGAGCAUCUCAACGAGUCCUUCCUCAACGGUCUCCCGGAGAAGCUCCGUGAUCUGACUACCCAGGAUGCAGAAGACGACAUGAUUCCGGCGCCCAACUUUGAUACCCAUGUCUUCUGCAAGGUCGUCGACACCAUCGGCACCUUUCAGCUCGAUCAGGACUCGUCGGUGGAUCUGGAGGAGGGCGAGUUGUACCUUCUGCCCUUCAAGCCCAUCCGCGACCUCCUCCUGGACCAGUCUAUCAUUUUGAUCUGA
Molecule: messenger RNA, 651 nt
Organism: Thecamonas trahens ATCC 50062
Lineage: Eukaryota; Apusomonadida; Apusomonadidae
Product: DNA replication complex GINS protein sld5
Exons: 2
Coding region: 1-651 (216 amino acids)
Biological process (GO): double-strand break repair via break-induced replication; DNA-templated DNA replication
Cellular component (GO): GINS complex
Source: RefSeq, a predicted model, not a curated record